UUCAGUUAUUUUUCAGCUGAUCUGGUGCAUCACUUUCCUCAUUGAACGCAGCUGAGUUACGCGUCGCGGACCCCGCCUGUUAUUCAAAUCGAUGCGAACUGCUGACCCAUGCUUUAUCGGCGCAUGGAGUGGACCACCAAUGAGCAGUGGGUAAAAUGACGUUUCGCUCUUUGGAAGCUAGGCUACCUCCGGGAUGGAGGUCAUCCGCCAUUUAACUAAGACCGAAAGACGAUUCCGGCGGCCCAUCCGCAUAUCGGCCUACGAUUCCAUGUGCGAUUCUUCAAAAGUCGAUUCAAAAUUCUUUUUCAGAGGCAGCCGAUACCGACAGUCGGCUCCGGUCACUUGUAUAGAUUCUCAUGUAGCCCUUUUUAACCUACGCGUAAGUCGUUUCAUAGAGCCGAACCCCGCUGUCCCUUCCUCCCUGGUGUGCACGGUAGGUCCUCUUCUAGGGUCAACUGAAGCUCGUUAUCUCGCCCGCCCCCAUGACCGCUGACACCACAUCACCGCAAUCUGAACUGCCCAAACUUUUAGACGUUCUGUCUCAAAGACCGGUACCGGCAAGUGAUAAUGUGACCUUCAGAGAUGUUGCACCUGCAGAGGCCGCGCACGCAACGAUCAGAUGGGGUUUGGCAGACCACGCACGGUCUUUCUUGGGGGGCCGCCACAGAGGUGUUCACGAAUUGGCUAUACUCCGCUUGGGCUCCUGCAGCGUCAUUUCGGUUCAAGAUGGCACGGCAAUGAGUGGAUAUUCACCCCCAACUCUAUUUGUCCAAUCUACUAGCGUGGGGGCGAGUAGCAGAAUGGACGGCAGCAAUUUCACGAAUGGCGCCCAACUUACCUCUGCGCUGUCGUGCUGCAGAAGAUAUGCGCCAAGAAGUUGCAUCUUGCACGGGGUCCGUGGGCCGGUGUUGAUUGAUACUUUGGCGCCCGGCGUCGAAGGAAGGUAUUAAUGCUCGGGAAUAAAUCGGGCAUGUCUCUCAGUGUUUACCAACUCACGAGUUUCUAGGACCCAGCGGACCGUCUCUUACAAUAUUGGCAUGGCUCACUUUAUCAAGGUUCAACAUGUCGUGACGGACUGCGUCGACUGCACAUAUUCCACAAAGUGUGAGUUGGGUCGGCGCAACUGCCUGAUCUCUGGCAGGCUGCAUACAUGAGUCCUUGCUGUCCAGAGAGGAACGAAGAAAGAGGAUAUGGGAAAUAAUCUUCAGAUGAUGAAGAACGAAGCACGAAGUAGUAUAGAGUGACCAAGGCAAACGAGAGAGUAGCGUCUAUACCAUGAUGCUUUAGACUAUAUCAACUCGAAUAUUCCAUCGACCUCUCAAGACUAUAAGUCUAUCAGGAACAAAAGUAAUACGAAAUCAAAUUCUCCUCAAA
Pseudomassariella vexata is the source of this 1374-nucleotide messenger RNA. RefSeq lists its product as uncharacterized. The transcript has a single exon. NCBI's taxonomy places the organism in Eukaryota, Fungi, Ascomycota, Sordariomycetes, Amphisphaeriales, Pseudomassariaceae. The record is from RefSeq and is a predicted model, not a curated record. Bases 483 to 950 code for a protein of 155 amino acids.